AUGUGGGUCGUCGGCACCGUUGUCGUGGGCGUCGUUGUCGUCGUCGUGAGUGUCAUCCUUUCUGUUGCAUGCUGCCGCCAGCGCCCUGCGCCGAUCCAAACUCGCGUCGCCAUUCCCCACUACAUUGUGUACAACCCUCCACCGAGCCAAGUCCAGGUGGCCAUGGCAACACCGAUCGCGAUUGCAGCCCCACCCGUCGCCACCACGAGCAGCGCGAACGCUGCUUCAUCUAUCAGCGGCAUCGACCCUCGCGAGCUCGUCGAGCGCCGCGAGCUUGCGUCGGGGGUGCGGACGUCGGUUUUCGCGUGCACGUAUCGAGGUACCACCGUCGCCGUCAAGUCCCUUAAAUUACCGGCCGGCGCUCUUGCAAAACACCGAUUCCUUGCGGAGUGCCAUCUUCUCGCGCGGAUGCAAUCUCCGCACAUCGUGUCGUACAUUGGUGUGACGACGCCAGACGGGCUCGAUCGCAGUGGGAUGCUCGUCACCGAGUAUCUCGGCCUCGGAGAUCUCCGCAACUUUGUGGCGUCAGUGCCGCUGAGCGCGCUCUCGUGGCGGCAGAAACUCGAGAUGGCCCACGACAUCGUCCUCGGCCUCGUCUAUCUACACGCCUCUGGGGUUCUGCACCGCAACCUCACGUCCCGCAACGUCCUCGUGACCGACGCGGUGCGCGCCAAGCUGUCAGACAUGAGUGUUGCCCGCGAGAUGGACGAAGCAACCAUGACGGCCGGCAUUGGAACCUACCGCUGGAUGGCGCCUGAGAUGCUCCAAGACGGUCACUACGCCACGUCGGCCGACAUGUUUUCGUUUGGUGUGCUAUUGUCCGAGCUCGACACGCACCAGCUGCCGUACGCAGACCACCUAAGUGCUAGCGGGCGGGCGUACACGGAGCCUACCGUCAUGGUCAAGGCCAUGACGGGCGAGUUUCGCCCGACGUUCUCAUACGCGUGCCCACGUUGGUUCAGCGAGCUCGGAGCCAAAUGCAUGGCUAGCGACCCGCAGGCUCGCCCAACAGCUAUGGAAGCGUCGUACGCGAUCGAAUUGGAGCUUCAAUGCCUCGAGCUUUCGAGUGCGUAGCUCAACAAUGCAUUAUUCCAACGUUAGUUUUAGCAGGACGCUUUUCGUAAACAUGAAAUUGAGUGAACAAAAACGCA
This is a messenger RNA of Saprolegnia diclina VS20, 1151 nucleotides long. RefSeq names its product TKL protein kinase. Gene Ontology annotation, molecular function: ATP binding; protein kinase activity. NCBI's taxonomy places the organism in Eukaryota, Oomycota, Saprolegniomycetes, Saprolegniales, Saprolegniaceae. The transcript is spliced from 2 exons. Bases 1 to 1074 code for a protein of 357 amino acids. The record is from RefSeq and is a predicted model, not a curated record. Gene Ontology annotation, biological process: protein phosphorylation.